Entrophospora sp. SA101 is the source of this 519-nucleotide messenger RNA. NCBI's taxonomy places the organism in Eukaryota, Fungi, Glomeromycota, Glomeromycetes, Entrophosporales, Entrophosporaceae. The record is from the annotation of a GenBank genome assembly.
AUGUUAGCAUGUUUAGCAUAUUCUUCGUAUUCUUCUAAAAGUAAUUUGCCAGCUUCUUCGUUAAGCGCAGAUUCCGGAUUAGGAAAAAUCAAGAGACAUUUUACAGUCUUCAAAUAUGUACGUAUGCGCUUUCAAUGUCAACUAUUUACAAGAUCAAAACUUGAUGAAAUUGCAAUAAAACUUGCACAGGAUUCAAUAAAUUCGGGAGUUAAUGGCAGUUCCAAUAGUUAUAUUGAGUAUGUAAAAAAUAUUUAUAAUUCAUAUUUUAAUCAGCAUAAAAGUAAUUAUGAUGUUAACGUGUUGCAAGCAGCUUUAGAAGAACAUGGUUUAGAAACUCAAUGGUUUGAUUCUAGAAAAGAGGAUGCUACAGUUUGGAAUUUAGAUUCAAAAUUAUCAAAACCUCAUAAAUUUUUAAAUUCAGAAGAGGUAAGUAAAGAGGAUGCUACAGUUUGGAAUUUAGAUUCAAAAUUAUCAAAACCUCAUAAAUUUUUAAAUUCAGAAGAGGUAAGUAAAGGCUAA